Echinococcus granulosus is the source of this 273-nucleotide messenger RNA. RefSeq lists its product as hypothetical. The coding region runs from base 1 to 273 and encodes 90 amino acids. The record is from RefSeq and is a predicted model, not a curated record. NCBI's taxonomy places the organism in Eukaryota, Metazoa, Platyhelminthes, Cestoda, Cyclophyllidea, Taeniidae. The transcript is spliced from 2 exons.
AUGAAGGCGAUUCCGAACCCUCAGCUAUACUCGAGGAUUGGGAAGGAGGGCAUAGGACAGUCGCAGAACAGAAGAGGAGGCAGUAGUCAAGAAGGAAAGGGUCGCGUUCAGAGGUGGGAUCACUUCCUUCCAGGAUGUCAUAACGCCUUCUCAGUGGCGGUCAUCGACUUCCAAGUAGUUGCUGUGACCUCGGCAACGCCUAGUGUGCCCUACUCCGUGACACCUGCCAAGCAUUUGACUCCUCUGAAUUCGGACAUUCCACCCCCGUCAUGA